Molecule: messenger RNA, 408 nt
Organism: Protopolystoma xenopodis
Lineage: Eukaryota; Metazoa; Platyhelminthes; Monogenea; Polystomatidea; Polystomatidae
Source: the annotation of a GenBank genome assembly
AUGAAUCAUUUCCCUCUGCCCCUUCCAUGGCCCACGCCCCCAUCCCGCUCUUCUUCUGGCGUCUCUCGUCCCAUACCUCUCUCUAUCUCUCUGGCUCCCCUUCUCUCGGCCUCUCCCUCUCCUGCUUUGUAUGCACUGGCCCCGCCCAUUCAGACCCACUUUGACAAAGGACCGUCUCGUUCUAUGGCACAACUGUACACAAAGUCGACCAGUGUCCACGCCUGUUGGCUCGACUGCUCUCCUCAUUGUGCCCUGCUCAGGAUGGGCAAUGGAGCAAGCCCAACGGGGCCUUUCACCUCAUCACACGUGGGCACACACCCGCAACCUACAGUGCGGACCGACGCACGUGGGCAUGUCCGCAAAACAGGGACUUCCGACGUCCAGGAGCAGUCAAUCAGAGGCCAAUAG